CCUCACGGCGCUGCCUGCUCUGCUUACCAAGGGAUUACAUUACUACCACAGUCGGGGCGUUGUGGCCAUGGCGGAUGCUAGGGUUCUCUCCUGUACAUGACGGGUUCUCCAACAUCUCUCCCACUUCCGUAGCUUUGCGUUUGUGCACGACAGGGAGAAAAUAGUUAGUUCCGUCGAAAGUGUGUUCGGAAUUCAGUGCAGGAUCGGGGUCAUACGUCGCAAAGAGAGCGAGAGAGAGAAAGAGCUUGAGGUGGCGGAGGUCGUGCAGUGGAGUCCGGAGGCUUGUUGUUGGAGGCUAUCAAUGCACUGCCUUCUGGGUACGGGGUCGUCGGUAUUUUCCUUAUUAAUUUUUAGCUUUCUAUCAAGAAGGUUACAGUAAAACUGCAUUGUAACUUGUAGACAAGCAAUUCGUAACUGUGAAAACUAUACUCGGUGAAAACUUUUAAAGGAGGAUGCAGAAGUCUGCUGAAAAGAGUCUUAGGAUGGAAGAAACAGAGGAAAAGCCUAGUAACAACGCGCGGCCUUCCUCUCGGUCAAGUCGGGACGAAUUCUUUGAUGCUUCCCAGUACGCGUUCUUUGGAGGAAAUGUAUCAGAAGAAGUGGAACUAGGAGGUUUGGAUGAAGAAGACACCGGUGAGCAACUUGAAGAUGGAGAAGAUGCUCUUGAUAACCUUGUCGAGAGGGAUGAGAUGUCAGCAGCAGAUGCCACUCCUGAAUGGGACAAUGUGUCAGAUCUUGCUUUAUCCUUCGCAAAGCUUAAUAGUGUAUCUCCUCGAAGAGAAGAGGUGCCGCGAAGCGGAUUGGACGAAGGAAGGCAGUUUUUGUUGAACAGAGAUGCUGCAGUUCCACGUGAAAGAUCGUUCGAGGGGGCUCCUGCACACAAUUGGCUGGACCGACCGACAUUGGAUGCGGAAGUGGAGACUGGUGCAAGGAAAUUGUGGCCUAACCAUCAGCACCAGUUUGUUCAGGGGUUGGAUUUCGAUGGCAUGCCCUUAGGAACUCCUCAUCAACAGCCAGUGCAAGCUCAAUCUCGGCAGCAGCAGCAUCAUCAGCAACAAUGGUGGAAUGGUGAUCCUAAUCUCCCUCACAUGUCACCUCCAAACGCACUUGCAGGGGCUUAUCCUCCUUCCAGGCCACAUCAGCGGGUUGCAACUCCACCUGGUCAUCAAUCUGGACAAUACAGACAGCCUAUGGCUGCCCCUCAUAGUUUACCUCACCAUGGUGCGGGCGUCAUUUCUUCUCACGUAGUAUAUGGCCCUGGGCAGUCACCCUUUACUUCAUCGGGGCAUAUUUCACCUCCUGCGCAAUCCCCAUCUGGACCUUGGGCACAACACCCAACUGGAUCGGCAGUUUCUGGAAAUUCUGUACCUCAGCAAAUGCCACUUAUGCCCCCACAGGUGAUGUUACAGUACAAUAGACAACAGGCCCCUCUGCAUUCUAGUCCGCCCCCACCUUACGGGCAGGUUCCAUAUGGUAGUUCCCCAUCACCUGGACCAGAUCGUCUUAUGCAGAAGAUAAACGAAACCGGAAUGCCCCGGGCGUUUUGGGACCCAAGAGAACAACGCUUUGACCCACAGUUUCGUCCUAGGCAGAAUCAUCAGCGUUUUCAUUCGCAGAAUCUUCCAUCCGAUGGCGGCCAUGGAGGUAGGGGAGGUCCGACUGGAAUUUAUCAAUUCCGGUCAAAAUACAUGACCGCGGAAGAGAUUGAGAAUAUAGUACGAAUUCAGUGGGCUGCCACACAUGGAAGUGACCCUUAUAUCGAUGACUACUAUCACCAAGCAGUGCAAUCGAAACUAGCAGGAGGCACUCCCCAUGGACGUCGCCACUUUGCCCCUGCACAUCCUCGUGAAAUGCCAUCUCAUGCUAGGGCAGCAGCUGAGCCUCAUGCAUACCUUCAAGUGGAUGCCUUGGGCAGAGUACCGUACUCUUCGAUUCGCAGACCACGACCACUCCUGGAGGUUGAUCCAGCCCCUGCCGAUGGGAUGAGUAUGAGUGAUCAUAUCAAUGGAAACAUAGGCGUUGAUGGGAUGCCGUCACAAAGGCCUUUAGAACAAGAGCCUAUGCUAGCAGCCCGAAUUGCCAUAGAGGAUGGCCUCUGCCUUCUACUUGAUGUCGAUGAUAUAGACCGUUUACUGGCUGUCCAGCAACACCCUGAUGGAGGUGCCCAACUCCGCAGACGUCGCCAAAUUCUGCUCGAGGGUUUGGCAUCAUCUCUGCAAUUAGCCGACCCUCUGGGUAAUACCUCUGAUUUGGGAAAUCGUAUCCUUAAUGGACAAUUUGUGGGGCUCAACCCCAAGGAUGACCUCGUCUUUUUGCGAUUAGUGUCACUUCCCAAAGGAAAGAAGCUUCUGACUAGGUACCUGCAGUUGCUGAGCCCUGGGAGUGAACUUGGACAGAUAGUAUGUAUGGCCGUUUGUCGACACUUACGAUUUUUGUUCAACGGUCCUCAGUCCGAUGCCGGUGCAGCGGCUACCACAUCUGCAUUGGCUAAUGCAGUCGCCUUGGCUGUAUUGAAUAUGGACCUCCCGUCCUUGAGCGCUUGUUUACUUUCAGUCGUACUGGCAAGUGAGGCUGCACCUCUUCGUCCAAUGGGCGCACCAGCAGGUGAUGGAGCCACCGUUAUUCUUAGAUCCUUGUUAGAAAAGGCAAGCAUGGCAAGAAGAGAUAGACAUGUCUUCCAAACACCACAGAGCGUUACUAUAUGGCAGCAUGCAUUUGACGCAUUUUUUACGUUACUGACAAAAUACUGCACCAAUAAGUAUGACAGCGUGGUGCACUCUUUGAUGAUGUUGUAUCCUGGAAACAUACCGGCUAUUAACGCUGCUGCGGAUGAAGCUCUGAAGAAAGAAAUUCCCGUUGAGUUACUUCAAGCAACUCUUCCUCAUACUAGUGAACAGCAGAGAAAGCUACUGUAUGACCUUAUCACCAACCGGACUGGCGCUAUGAGUGGAACUUCUAAUCAGGCGGCUGACAAUCAUGCGAGCUCCACUGCUACUGUACGUGGCUGAUUGAAGGUCAUACUGCAGCUUUAGAACUCAGACUAGAAUAACAGAAGUCAAGCACGUGGACAGCGUUCUAAUGUAAGUCCCGAGAGUUUCUUCUCUGCUUGAGCCGUUGUACACUGCUGAAGACUACCUUUUAUCCUUUUGCUCUGAUCAUUCAGGGCUGUAGUUUGUAAAGUUAGAGUUGACAUGCUUGUUAUUGCUUUGUUUUGAACACAGUUCAGUUCCUUGAGAGUAGGUCAGAUCGCUGAAGGCUAGAAUCAGAUUUAGGCUGUGAUAUGAAUCGUGAACGUGGGAAUGACACCUUUAGAAUACGGAAGGUCUUGUAAGAUUUUGUGUGGGGUGUGAGCAAUUGAAAGGAAAAAUGAGUGUGCAAUUGGGCCAGCCCCAUUCGUAUAUAAUGGUAGAAUUUUAGACAGCAGUUACAUUGAAACAUUUGUAGGUCCUGCACUUUCUCAUCAUGUGAUGAGAACAGAGUUUUUACCAGACACAGCAUGUAAAACGCAUGUGUCGCUAUACACUUGUUCUGCCUUGUGAAGACUGGCAGUAGAUGGUAUACAGCCCUCGCCCAUCAUCACUCGUGUAAGUUUAUAUGAAAGCUAGAAUUUCCGGAUAUAAUUUUUUGCUAUAUUGUGUAUCUCAAAUUAAUCACGAAAAAUUUGUCGAAAUUAUCAACCUUA
Messenger RNA from Physcomitrium patens, 3682 nucleotides. Its product is annotated as protein PAT1 homolog. Lineage: Eukaryota; Viridiplantae; Streptophyta; Bryopsida; Funariales; Funariaceae. Gene Ontology annotation, biological process: deadenylation-dependent decapping of nuclear-transcribed mRNA; P-body assembly. Gene Ontology annotation, molecular function: RNA binding. The record is from RefSeq and is a predicted model, not a curated record. Gene Ontology annotation, cellular component: P-body.